UUCCCUCUAGACUCCCGACGUUUAGGAGAGAAGCGAGCUGGAAGUAGUAAUACAAGGCACCUUUGGGAGACAAGGAGGAGGAUUGUCUUUUUCAGAACCAGCUGUCCGAGUAAGUUAUUUGCCGAUACGAUUUUUUUUUGCCGGGGUUAGAAAAAAAUACCUUGUCUUCUAAGGUUUUGAAAGACACACGAAGAGGGAAAGCCUCGAAGUUUGCGAGCUUCGCCCACAUCACCUUUAUGGAAACGUAGACUUAACCCACACAAGGAUGGUUUGGGGGUAGUUAUAUGGAGUCUGAGUUGGAACUGGGAGCCGUUUUCGAAAGGAUAGAGCCGGGAGACACAGUCGAAAAACUUUCCGAGGGGGUGGCUGCGUUGGAUUGUUGCAAAGUAAUUUUUACGCACGGUCGGCGCACACUUAUUUGUGCUAUCCAAUAUGCGCCUGUUGAGCACGACGUGUGGACGUGACCGCGGAGAAAUCCAGGGAAGCAAACACAUGUCCGUGAUGAUGCAUUUUCUCUUCCUCCUCGCAGCGGUGCUGUCCUGUCACGGCUGUCCUGACAAAUGCUUGUGCUUCUCCCAAACUGUGAAGUGCCAAAACCAGGACUUGGACGCGAUUCCGCAUUCUUUACCGACCAACACCAAAUUCCUGUUCGUCACAGGAAACAACAUUUCCCAUAUCGGUGUGGACUCUUUCCCAACGAGCCUCGAAAUGUUAACAGAUCUCUAUCUCAGUGGGAAUCAGAUGGAGACUGUGGAUGCUAUGGUAUUUGACAACUUGCCCAACCUUGUGCGGUUGGACCUGAGCAACAACGAUAUCCAGACUUUCAGUGGAAGAGCUUUCCUUCUUGAAAAUAAAGUGCAGCUCUUGAACCUCAGUAGGUCUUUCCACAACCACUCCUCCAUGGAUGUGCUGCAAAGUGUCCUACAGAGUGGAAACCUCGUCCAGCUGACGGCGUUGGACCUGUCUAACAACGACCUCGUGAUUCUUCCCGAUGAUAUCUUCACCAGCCUCUCCAGCCUGGUGACCCUCAGCCUGCAGAACAGCUCCAUCAUCUCCAUUCAGAACGGGACGCUGAGGGCGCCCCCGCUUCUUGAACUUGACCUGAGGGACAACAGCCUGAGGGAUCUUCCCACCACCUCCAUGGAGGAGUUCGACCUCAAGCCCGCUCUCCUCAUCCGUCUGUCGGGGAACCCGUGGCGAUGUGACUGCUUCAUCGACGACAUGCUGCUGUGGCUGAAGAACUCCACUCAGGUCGUUGACGUGCACAACCUGACCUGUUCCGACCCUGAGGCCCUGAGGCGCCAGCCGCUCCUGCAGCUUGAUCCGGCCCAGCUGAAGUGUUUGGGCGACAUGGAGGGCGUGCUGGAGACUUCUUAUGUCUUCCUGGGGCUGGUGCUGGCCCUGAUUGGUGUCAUAUUCCUGCUGGUGCUGUACCUGAACAGAAAAGGCAUCAAGCGUUGGAUGUACAACAUCCGGGACGCUUGUAGGGACCACAUGGAGGGGUACCAUUACAGGUAUGAGAUAAACUCUGACCCUCGGUUGGCCAACCUGAGCAUCAACUCGGAUGUGUGAGCGAGGACGGGACACUGUCUGGGAGCCCGCAGUGAGAUAUUGAAUGAAUUUGCAUGAAAGUCUUCCCCCCCCCUUCCCCCCUUUCCCCCCAUGAUGCUAUUCAGAUUUGACAUCUGUGAUAAUUAACCCCAAUCUCAACCUGCAUUCUACCACUGCCGCAUGUCCAAAACAAGUAGCUGGCAGCUGUGAUGUCUACUCUUGUGUAUACAUUGCAUGGACAAUGAAUUCUGGCGAAAACAUUUUUUUCAGAGUUGUUCUAUUUUUACUUUUUCCUAAAGGAGAAACAUAUCCAGUACUUUUUUUAAGUGGAAGAAAACGCAUAUUGCAUCCCUUUCUCAUUAUGCCUCUCUCGCUGCAGAGAAAUGCUCUACUGCUUGUUUAUGAGUUUGUUCUUUUUAACAUGUGACUUUGUGAUAUACAGUAUGCCUACUUUUUGAAUGAUUAUAGUGCACAUUGCAUAGUUUUUGGAUUUAGUAGGUAGAUGUAAUUGCUCUUUUUUUCUGUGAAGAUAUUCGGAUAAAUAAAAUGCCUCUGGAUUGCUGGCAUCUG
This is a messenger RNA of Trematomus bernacchii (emerald rockcod), 2121 nucleotides long. It is a transcript of the gene tpbg, whose product is annotated as trophoblast glycoprotein b. The record is from RefSeq and is a predicted model, not a curated record. The transcript has a single exon. NCBI's taxonomy places the organism in Eukaryota, Metazoa, Chordata, Actinopteri, Perciformes, Nototheniidae. Gene Ontology annotation, molecular function: protein binding. Gene Ontology annotation, cellular component: plasma membrane. Gene Ontology annotation, biological process: negative regulation of canonical Wnt signaling pathway. The coding region runs from base 433 to 1572 and encodes 379 amino acids.